AUGACGAUCGACGCUGACAAAGACAAGCAAACGCACGACGGGACUUCCGUUAAUGCCGACGCUGACAGAACUCCAGCUGGAAACGUAUCCACGGUCACUACGAACACCUUGAUACUGGACCAGAUGAAAGAAAUGUUCGCCUCCGCUCAGAAAAAUUUGGACGAACAAGGAAAGCUCGUGGCCACUCUCGCAAAACAUGUGGAAACCUUAACGGCGAAGGCCAAGAGUAAAAACCCGCGCGGCAGAAGACUCGAUUUCGAUACUCCGAGCGAUCGGGCCACACGGGCAUACAAGGAUUCUUCUGGUCAGAACCCUGACGAAACUGCUCGGAUCCACCACAACCAACGCCGACAGGCUCGCAAGGCUGAUAGAAAUCCUGAUGAGAUCCAUGAUCUCCGCGAGUACAUCGCAAAAGCUGCGGCAGAAGUCAAGGCGGUAAAGUCGCAGAUUCACCACACGACAAGCGCUGCACCCGAGAUUUACAGACUUCUCGAGGAAGAGCGAAAAACUCCGCCCACUGCCCGGAUCACGGAAACUAACAUCUCAGAUCCUGGGAAGAUCAAAAUUCUCGUCUACGAUGGCACCACCGACCCGAAGGCGCAUCUGCAGUCUUUCCAGAUCGUGAUGGGAAGGGAAACCUCAGACGUCGACCUUCGGAGUCUAUCUCAAAGAGAAGACGAACCACUCUUCGAAUUCAUGAACAGGUUCAAGCUGGUAAUGGCAAGAGUCACUGGAAUCAGCGACAAAGUGGCAGUCGACGCUUUGCGGAAAACUCUCUGGUACAGGUCGAAACUCCGGCAAUGGAUAUCCGUUGAAAAACCGAGAACAAUCCAGGACGCUCUUCACAAGGCAACAGACUUCAUCAUGAUAGAAGAAGAGAUGAAAGGAGAGACAUCCGAAAAUACCUUGACCAGGAACCAGUUCAAGGAUAAUUCCUACUGCGAGUUCCACCAGACCAGAGGUCAUUCCACUAUGAACAACAAGGUUCUCGGCGCAAGGCUUGCUGCGAAGCUCCUCGCCGGCGAAAUUUCGAAGGUCACAAGCAUAAAAGACCUCCUCCUGGAUUCCGAUCGCCCUCCCAAAACUGAUAAAGAGUCCCCCGAAAACGACACCCGCGAAAAUCAGUCGGGCGAGAAACGCAGAAGGAGGCAGGAUGACCGAGGAAACGACAGCAACCGUCGAAGGGUGAGCAUGAUCAUUGGGGGAUCGCAAUUUUAUCGCGAUUUGAUCUCGUCGAUCAAAGCUUAUGGACGUAAGGCUGAGAAGAGUUCAAGCUGGCUGGCUCGGUCCCCAACCGACGACGCCCCGAACGAUACGAUCAUCUUCGAAGAGUGGGAAACCAUCGGAAUCGACAAACCUCACUGCGACCCAUUGGUUAUUGAUCUGGUAAUCCGAGACCUGGAAGUGGGAAGGAUCCUUAUCGACACGGGAAGCACAGUCAACAUCAUCUUCCCCGAUACCCUCCGGAGGAUGAACAAUUGA
Molecule: messenger RNA, 1482 nt
Organism: Brassica napus (rape)
Lineage: Eukaryota; Viridiplantae; Streptophyta; Magnoliopsida; Brassicales; Brassicaceae
Exons: 4
Coding region: 1-1482 (493 amino acids)
Source: RefSeq, a predicted model, not a curated record